UUUGAUUUUAAUAUCACAACAUUACUUGGCUCGCCCCUCUUGGAGUUGGCGGUUCGAUGUUGUAACAGUCGCUGCGGCCGGUGUAGCGAUCAGAAGUCCAGUACUAUUCCGUACUGCAGAGUAGAUCGCGCAAAAUGUGGUGGUUGUGUGUAGUGCUCUGUUUCGGAUUAACUUUUUGCGCCGAAAACGAGACAGCGUACGAUGAGACUCCACAACUGGAUUACUACUCUAUGCCAGCUCUAUCGGAGCUGGACGACUUCGACUUGUGCUUGAGGAAACCCGAAUCAAUCUACUGCAUAGUAGAUUUUGUUCUGAUGGAAGAUGAGACACCGCUGUACCAAUUCAUUAAGAACCACUCGUCGAUGACGUACACCAACUACAAGUACUCGAAGCUACAUCGCGGCGUGUGCGCCUCUAAGGCGUGCGGGUUGAAUGUGUCGCACGCUGACGGAGGAGAGACGGCUAUCGCCGCGCUGAAGGAUUGCUUCAACGCAAGCAUACAUCAGCAAUAUGGGUUACAGGUAGAGAAACUGUCGCUGAGAUACUGCAAGACACAAAGUGACUACUUGCCAUACGAUGCUCUGGAUUUCAUCAUAGGCGUCAUUUUGUUACUCCUGUUCCUAGUCAACUUUGGCUGUUCUGCGUACUUCUACUUCUGGCCCCCAACUGAAAUAAGAGCGAAUCCAUACAUGCUGGCAUUCAGCGUCCAGAAGAAUUGGAAGGCGCUCAAGCACGGAGGCAGCGCUGAUGGUGGCAUCUUCAAAUGCUUCCAAGCUUUAAGAUUUUAUACUAUGGUGAUGAUACUUGGCCUCCACUCUAUGAUCUUCAUCGGUUAUGGCUACACGGCGAAUCCAGAGUUCAUCGAGCAUUCAUACAGUGAUUUCUUCAAAGCUCUCCUCUUCAACGCCCGCGUCAUAGUCCAGAUAUUCUUCAUGAUGGGUGGGUUCCUGAUGGCGUACAAGAUGCUCACAUAUGCGGAAACGCACCCGUUCUCAUUGAAGACUGUGCCGAUGGCGCUGGUGAACAGGUGGUUGAGGUUAAUGCCCGCUGUGCUGGUAGUGAUGGGGCUGGCGAUGACCUGGGUCCCGCACUUUGGCUCCGGCCCAAUGUGGGACGCGGUGGUGAAGCGAGAAAGGGACAUGUGCAGAAGCAACUGGUGGCAGCUGGUCAUACUGAUGCCGAACCUGUUCCCAUUCGAACAUUUGUGCUUGCCACAAGCCUGGUACCUCGGGACUGAUACACAGCUGUUCCUCAUCACUUUGGUGAUUAUGCUGAUAAUCUGGAGGUGGCCCAGGAGUGGGGUGCCGGUGCUCUCCAUCGUGAUGGUGAUCAGUCUUCUGAUACCGUUCCUCCAAAGCUUCUUCAUGAAGUUACUACCGAUUCGAGUCAGCUUGUUUCCCGAGUCAAUAAGGGACAUAUUCGGAUACAACGACACUUUCUAUCAUGCGUAUGUGUCUGCCCAAGGCAAUUGGGCAGGGUAUCAUCUUGGCGUGUUAACGGCUUACUUCUACCACAGAGCACAACAGGAGAAGUGGAACUUGCAUGAAUCUUUUCUCUUGAAACUUCUCUUCCUGGCGUCAGUGCCUGUUGCCUUGUUCGCUGCUUUCAUGGGCUGGGAUUUGCACCACCGCGAAGCCUCCGUCUUGGAAGCCGCCGUCUUCAACGCGUUUAAUCAGAACUUCUUCGCCCUUGCAAUGUGCGUCUUCAUCAUCGGAUGCUUCUACAGGCUCAACAGAAUCUAUGUAGGCUCCGUUGAGUGGGGCCCGCUUCAGCCCCUUGGUCGGAUGUCCUACUGCGCUAUGUUACUCCACGCUACAGUCUUGAGGACCUACGGAGGACAGCUGAGGAAAUCUUUCUACGCCACUGAUUACUCUGCGAUCAUGUUGUACGCCGGUAUAGUCUGCACCACGUACCUGGUCGCUCUCCCUCUCCAUCUUUUCGUGGAGGCUCCGGCUUGUCAACUCCAGAAGAUCCUUCUUGGCCCAAAGAGAAGACCUAAGAUGGCUGAAGACACCAACGGCAAUCAAGUGAAGCCGGGCAUUUCAACUGUUUCUGUUUCCACAGUAUCGACUCAUAUUUAG
Molecule: messenger RNA, 2081 nt
Organism: Chilo suppressalis (striped riceborer)
Lineage: Eukaryota; Metazoa; Arthropoda; Insecta; Lepidoptera; Crambidae
Source: the annotation of a GenBank genome assembly